AUGGCGACGCGCAAUCCUUUCCCGGACGGGAAAACCGUGUUUUUGACGAUCUAUGCUGCGGUUGUUGCCAGCGUCGUAUUUUCUGCUCUUGUCAUUCUCUCCUCCUUCUACACCUCACCCGCUGCCGGCGUCGGCGACGGAGUAACGUCGCUCUUCUCGUUGUCUUCUCCUCCCUCAACAUCUCCUCCUCCUCCAUCGCCGAUAGUAACUACUGCCUACAAUAUUGGAAUGUUUCACUGGCGUCCCACUGAUUCUGCGAAGAGGCUAGCUAAGGAGUGGAAAGAUUUACUUCUUGGUGAUGAAGAGAAAUGGGACCAGGCUGUCUUUAAUGAUCUUGUCCGCCAUGUUUUAGGACCAUCACUUAAAGGAGAAAGUGGACUUUUUUAUGCUUAUGAUGGGACUCUUAAGGCAAUGCCCCAGCAACUCAAACUGGAACCAUAUGCUGUGCAUACUACCUUCCAGUUUUCAGGUUCUGAUGGAAAGCGCCAUAGGUUACGUGAGGCUAUGCUUUUCUAUGACCAACCUGCAUAUUACGAUACACCAGGAGGUUUCUUAUCAUUCAAACCUGGUAUUCCUAAGAGUUUGUUGCUGGAUGGGCCACAUACCGUACAAUCACACUUCUCAUUGGUUAAUUACCAGUUGAGGCAGAUAAGAACUGCACUUGCUGUUGCUUCUCUGUUGAACCGAACACUGGUAAUGCCUCGAUUAUGGUGCAGGUUUGAAAGAUUGUGGUCUGGACAUCUUGGAAUUUUGAAAGGGACACUGACCACGCAACCUUUUGUAUGCCCUAUGGACCACUUGUUUGAGAUUCAUACCAUGGUCCGUGGCCUUUCUGAAGAAGAAUUUGGCCCACAAAUUCAUUUCAGGGAGUACUCGUUCCUGCAGAAUCCAUCAGUGCCCAAACAUGUGAAGGAAUCAUUACUUAAUGUUCAACUUUGUGAUGCACAUUCCAAAGGAUGCAAUAUAUCCAAUGAAACAACUAGCCGUGGUUUCAUCCAAUUUCCUAGAAAUAGCACUGAGCAGGUGUACAUGCAAGUAUUCUCCCAGUACAAAGAUAUCCAAGUCUUGCACUUUUCAUCCAUGUCAAAUGCGUUCCUAGGGUUCAGUGAUGAGGCAAGGGAAGCAACAUUUAGAAAUCGCGUCAAGAGAUACGUCGGAACAUGGUGUUGCGUGCGGAACCAAAGUCCUAGCCACAUAUACUAUGACAUGUACUGGGAUGAGAAACCAUGA
This is a messenger RNA of Musa acuminata subsp. malaccensis (wild Malaysian banana), 1230 nucleotides long. The record is from RefSeq and is a predicted model, not a curated record. Lineage: Eukaryota; Viridiplantae; Streptophyta; Magnoliopsida; Zingiberales; Musaceae.